AUGCCCAUGUGCCUUGAGCCGCAUCAUACAGAAUGCAUUGAAGCGUUCUGCCAGGCUUACAUGCAACGCGCGCUCCCCUUGAUCGACGCUGCCAAACUAGAAGCCACCAUCAAGCAUUUCUGGCUAGAUACGCUGACAGCAUCCAAUUCUCAAAUGGUGCAGCAUGCGCCGCUGAUCCUUGAGUACAAGCGCAUUGAUACCGUCUUGCAGCUCUCUGAUGUAGAGUUCAAAUUGCUCCAGGUUGUUCCGGCAGGGGACAAAAGGACAGUGACGGUGUGGUUGGCACAGAUGGCAGUGAGCCAUCCUACCGAAUCUACACAGGGCGUGCCCCAGGAGCUCAAACAUGCUGCUAUGGACCUUCUGAGUUGCGGGCAUGUUGAAGCAGCAAAGCGCAGGUUGGAUGUUCUGAAAGCUUGCGUUGCAAAGGCGCACGCGGCUUAA
Cladocopium goreaui is the source of this 441-nucleotide messenger RNA. Lineage: Eukaryota; Dinophyceae; Suessiales; Symbiodiniaceae. The record is from the annotation of a GenBank genome assembly.